Messenger RNA from Homarus americanus (American lobster), 6929 nucleotides. Its product is annotated as sortilin-related receptor-like. The record is from RefSeq and is a predicted model, not a curated record. Gene Ontology annotation, molecular function: protein binding. Gene Ontology annotation, biological process: post-Golgi vesicle-mediated transport. Lineage: Eukaryota; Metazoa; Arthropoda; Malacostraca; Decapoda; Nephropidae. Gene Ontology annotation, cellular component: membrane; Golgi apparatus. The coding region runs from base 62 to 6535 and encodes 2157 amino acids. The transcript has 38 exons.
CCCAGAUGAUCACUGAGAGACAGGCAGUCCGUCAGGCAGGAACCAUAACACCGCAGGGAAUAUGAUUGAUCUGCAUCUCAGGGCAGUCUUCUUGAGCUUUGUUAUUGUGUUGUGUUUUACUCUAGAGCUGUGCCACUGCGAAAGAAAUGGCAUACCAUCAAAAUUCAUCAGUAUAGCAAGACAUAAAAGGUCUGAACCGACAAUAUUUACUGUUGGUGAAGACGAUGGUGUGGAGGGGCCAGAGGCGGACCACAGUGAACACGUCAGGAGGAGACGUGACGCAGGUGACACCACACACAAACCUGAGAUAAGUUUGUUUCUCCUGAAUGACAGCCACCACCAGGUGAUGAUAGACUGGGCUGGAGAAGGAAGUAAAGUGGUGGUGUGUGUCACUCGAGAUGGUACCCAGACAAAUGCUUCGGCCUCACAUGUUUUCAUCUCAGAUGAUUAUGGAACCACCUUCAAGAAUGAAACAAACAAGUUCAGAACUUUUGGUGGGAGACCAGCUAUCAUCAGGAAGUUUUACAAGAAUGAUAGAUUUACAUCAAGGUUUGUCUUCAUUGAUGUGAUCAAUAAAUACAUUUUUGUGACUCAAGAUUAUGGGAAAACUGUUUCUAAUGUCAAAGUGCCAUUCACACCAUCUGAAGUUACCCAUCAUCCAUUUAAUGCAGAAGUCUUGUUGAUUUAUGAUAUGGAGGACCCUGAGCGCAAGUUGUGGAUAAGUGAAAAUUUUGGAGAGAGUUGGCGGAUUAUUGGAAUGUUCGUUAAGUCCUAUUACUGGUCAGAAACCACGUUCCCACCUACCCUGUAUGUUGAGAGAGAGGAGCCAUCAGGAUCAGCAUCCGUGGUUUCUUCAACAGAACUCUUCAGGGAUGGAACCAGACCAACAACAGUCAUAACAGGUGUAGAGGACUUUGAAGUAAAAGAUGAAUUCCUCUUUGCUGUGAAGAAAGUGCACCUUCUGGGAUCAUCAUCUAAAGAUGCAACUCUACAGAUGUGGAUAUCAUACCAAGGAGGACCCUUUUUGAGGGCUGAGUUUCCAAAUACCCUUGAACAUCAGCACUAUUAUGUUGCUAAUAUCUCUGAAGGCCAGGUGAUGGUGUGUGUAGCUCAUGAUCAGUUCAUGUCCAACUUGUAUGUGUCAUCAGUUCCAAGGUCAGCCCAUCAUGAAGUGCGUUUUUCUCUCUCCCUGGAACGUAUUUUAUACUUCAAUCCAUCGACAAACUGGGUUGACACCUGGUUAAGUGAAGUAUCAGACACAACUUUUGCUGAUCUGCAUCCAGUUGAGGGUGUGCGAGGGAUCUUCAUUGCAUCUCAACUCACAAGUAACUUUAGCCAGAUCUUUAGUAAGCUUGGACCAGAACACCUGACUUCAUACAUCACCUUUGAUCAAGGUGCACAGUGGAAGCCUCUUCAGCCACCUAGAAAAGAUGUUUAUGGCAAUUUCAUCGACUGUGAGAGGGCUAAGGGAUGCUCUCUGCAUGUGAGCCAAGAACUAAGUCACCUUUAUCCAGCUUUUCACACUUUGCCUGUAUUUAGUAAGAAGAGUGCUCCAGGUCUCAUCCUGGCUACAGGCACAAUAGGAACUUCCUUGAAGGGUCAUACUGCACUCUAUGUUUCUACUGAUGCUGGAAUCAAUUGGUAUCAGGUACUCAUGGGUAACUACCUUUAUACAAUUGGAGAUCAUGGAGGCAUCAUUGUUGCAGUGAAAUUUUACCGUGGACAUGGUGAGACAAAUGAGCUCCAGUAUUCAACUGAUGAAGGGGAGACUUGGCAGACUUCUAGUUUCUUCUCAGAGAGUCUUCGCAUAUAUGGCCUUAUGACAGAACCUGGUGAAAAUACAACUGUAUUUACUAUAUUUGGGUCAAAGAAAGAUAAGCAUCAGUGGAUCAUUGUCAAGGUGGAUAUGAAAUCACUUUUUCAAUAUCCAUGCUCUAAGGAUGACUACAAGACCUGGUCUCCCUCUGAUGGUCGUAGCGGACGGAUGUGUUUACUUGGACGCAAGCAGGUUUUUGAACGCCGUGUUCCUCACUCCAAUUGCUUGAAUCAAGUCAACUAUGAUAGACCAAUCUCAGUGGAAAACUGCCCAUGUGACCGGGAAGAUUUUGAGUGUGAUUUUGGUUUCAUUGAUGACAUGGAAUCCCAGAAAUGUUAUCAAGAUCCAGAGGUCUCUAUUGAUCUUUAUGCAGUUCCUAACACCUGUAAACCAGGGCAUUUUUACAAUAGGACAAACGGUUAUCGUCAAAUCCCUGGAGACACUUGCGUAGGUGGACGAGCGUACCAGUACACUCCUUCUAUCACUGCUUGUCCUGUCACUGAAGAGCAAGAAUUCCUGCUAGUAUCAGCUCGUCAAGAGAUCCUGCGAUAUGACCUUCUCAACCCCGAAGCUGGACUGCAACCUUUACCUCUACUAGAUUUGAAGAUGGUUAUUGCUCUUGACUUUGAUAUGUCAGCCAACUGUAUAUACUGGUCAGAUGUGAACGAAAAAAAGAUAUAUCGGCUGUGUUUUGAUGGAAAGCAUGACGUGGAAACUCUGGUAGAUACCAAAGUUCACAGCGUGGAGGGACUUGCUUUUGAUUGGAUUUCUAAGAAUCUCUAUUUUGUUGAUGGACAGCUAAAGACCCUUCAGGUUAUUCGAACAGAUAUCUCUAACUAUGGACGUAUGCGGCGGACUCUUCUGGACAGUAAAGAGUUGGAUAAUCCACGUGGCAUUGCUGUCCAUCCUGUUCGAGGGUAUCUGUAUAUAACGGAUUGGUCGGAUACUUCACCUAAAGUGGCUCGAGCUUUCCUUGAUGGAACCAAUUUAAUAACAUUAUUUGGAAUUGGCACUGUUGGGUGGCCCAAUGGCAUCACAAUUGACUUCCAGUCUGAGCGGAUCUUCUUCGCAGAUGCCAAGUUAGAUUAUAUUGCAUCAGCAGACCUGGAUGGACGCUAUAUGAGAAAGAUUAUAAGUAACAGUGACAAGGUUAUGCAGCCAUUUGCCUUGGGUAUAUACAAGUCAACCCUCUUCUGGGAUGAUUGGAAUGUGGACCAGGUGUUGCAGGCAGACAAAGAGUCUGGCUGGGGUAUUGCUCCAAUUGCUAAUUUUACAAGAACAGGACUUGUUGAUCUGAAGGUGUUUGGUCACUGGUCACAACUUGGUAACAAUAGUUGUGGGAACCAGACAACUGGGUGCAGCCACCUCUGUGUGGGUCGUCCCAACAACCAGUUUGCCUGUCUCUGCCCUGACGGCAUGGAGCGGCAGGUAGCAAGUUCAGGAUAUAAUGAACAGUGCAUGUGUCCAGAUGGAUCCCCUAUACAAGAGAAUGGAACAUGCAAAUCUGCAGGCAGUACCUGUCCUCCUAAUUUCUUCAAAUGCAAGAAUGAAAGAUGUAUCCCCAGCCAGUGGCAGUGUGAUAAAGACGAUGACUGCGGAGAUAACUCGGAUGAAGUUGGGCCUGAGUGUGGCGAAAAAUCCUGUGCAUCACCUUCAUGGCAGUGCAACAAUGGCCGAUGCAUUGUACAAAGUUGGGUUUGUGAUUAUGACGAUGACUGUGGUGACAACUCAGAUGAAGAGCACUGUCAUCAUGAAGAAUGUCCAGAUAAAUCCUUCAAGUGCAGGAAUGGGCGAUGUAUCCAUAUUAACUGGGUUUGUGAUAUGGAGGAUGAUUGCAGAGAUGGUUCAGAUGAGGACAAUUGUACCUCUACAGUUUCCAGUCAGUGCAGAGCCACAGAGUUGACCUGCGUAUCAGAUGGGCGAUGCUUACCCAAUUCAUGGCAGUGUGAUGGUGACCCUGAUUGUGCGGAUAAUUCAGAUGAGCUUAAUUGUGAGUCACACAUGUGUGAGUCCUGGCAGUUCCAGUGCCCCAACAAGCAGUGUAUCUUCGGGUCAUGGGUUUGUGAUGGAGAAUUUGACUGUUUGGAUGGCUCAGAUGAAGCUAAUUGUACCAAUGCUACCACACCUUCACCAUUGCCUACUGUUCCAUUAAGACCUUUUCUCCCACCUACAAGUGGAAACUGUACGGCACUGAUGUUCCGGUGUAAAAAUACCGAAUGUAUUCCUUUCUGGUGGAGGUGUGAUGGAUUGAAAGAUUGUGGAGAUGGCUCUGAUGAAGAAGGGUGUUCCCAACCAGAGAUUCAUACCAAUCCUACAACCCCAACGUCAACAACACACAAUAUGCCUGUAUGCCUGGAGGACCAGUUUCAGUGUAAAUCAGGCAAAUGCAUAUGGAGGGCUUGGAGGUGUGAUGGAACUAAAGAAUGUCUUCCUGAUGGAGAGGAUGAGGAAAAUUGCCAUCCUCCCUCAUCUUGUAAUGAAACAGACACUUUCCGCUGCAGGCAAUCUAGUGGUUGUAUCUCCAGGACACAAUAUUGUGAUGGUCACAAAGACUGUGCUGAUGGGUCUGAUGAGGAUGCUUGUAACACAGCCCCACCUGCAGUAGAUCACUGUCCUGAUAACUUCUUCAUGUGUGAUGGUGGUUUCUGCCAGGAGAUGUUCAAAUAUUGUGAUAGGAACCAGGAUUGUGUGGAUGGAACAGAUGAACACCAUAACUGCUCCUCUGAUAGUGGCAAGCAGUAUUUUGUGACAGACUUCCGAAUGACGGAAAUAACAAAUACUUCAGUCAGUGUGAAAUGGAAAGUUAAUGGUCAAGUUGAAGCCUCAUCCAACUUAGUAUAUAUGCCAUCCUACAUUGUUAAAGCUACUAUUGGUAACUCUCCUGCCUGGAAAAAUAUGUCCUGGACCUCAAAUAUGUCAUGCGAGAUCACCAAUCUAGAGCCUUACACGUUCUAUGUCUUGAAGGUGUAUAUCCGGGAACAGAAUGGAACAAAUAUCCUACCUCCCAUGAAUUCCACAGUUUUUCAGACACAACAAGGAAUACCAAGUCCUCCAGAAGAUGUAAAAGUGGAACAAGAUGGGGACUCUUUCAUUGUUAGAUGGAGUCCUCCCCAUAAGCCUAAUGGAGUAAUCAAGGAAUAUAGAGUAUAUUUGUCUAGCCCGAUUCCUGUUCGUUCACAUAUUCCUGAUGGUGUCUAUUUUGUAAAGCUCUCACCACAUUGGACUAACAAAACAGACAGUAUUUGGGUGACUGUAUCAAAUGACCUAUACAUGAGUGAAGAAAGUGAACAUGUUGAAAUUGUUCCAUCAUCUGUUGACACUCCAGUUCACAUACUGACCAACGAGAGUACGGAGACAAGUUUCAAAUUAUCAUGGGAACCCAUACCGGAAGUAGAUGGCUAUACGAUUAGCCAUUCACGUAAAGAAGAAAAGUAUCUGAUAGGAAAGAUUACAAAUAAAACCACGGACACCCAUAUUGAGAUAUCAGAUCUAGCACCAGGGAUGCAGUAUACUUUUGAGAUCAGAGCAUACAAAGAUCAGAAGAUUGGACCUCCACAGACUAUAAAUGUGAAAACUGAAGGGCAGCCAUUAUUACCAGUGGAAUCAUUACAGGCUGUACCCAUGAAAGAUAUUGGAACCACUGUAAAGCUCUCAUGGAAUGAGCCACCUUACAAAGGGAAAAAGGUUGUAUGGUCAUAUCGCAUUGUUUGGGGUAAGAGUCAUAAUGACCUCGAGCUUGGUACCGAUGUUGCUCAUACAUCAAACACAACACUUGUGGUUGAAGGACUAGAGGCCUGCGAGACCUACUUCAUAGCUGUGAUGGUAGGAGGACCCAUUGGCAUUGGCCCAAUUAAGUUAAAGCAGGUACUCACAGGAGAAGACCCACUUGCCCCACCAAGGAAUUUGCAUGUAAGCCUAGUCAACAAGACAAUGCUGAUUACAUGGGAACCAUCUUGUCCUCUGGCAGAAAAUAGUAACAGUACUCAUUAUUAUAUGCUCACCAUCACUGAAGUCAUUAGGAAUGAGACGUCAAGUUAUAAGUUGAUGAGUCGUAAUAACCACACACAGAGUCAUCAAGUUGAUGCUCACUGGGGUGGAUUGUACUCCAUUUAUGUUAGCACAUCAUUGGAAGGUGCUCGGCAGAGUAAGCCAUUUGAGUGUCAGGGUCCAGUUAUUCCAACACCAUAUGAACUGACCUUUAAUCCAAGUGAUGGAUCAUUCUUCUGGAGAAACAAUCGUUACUUUCCACAUGACCUUUUGAAUCAAAAGUAUAGCUACAUUUUGUAUAUAUCCAAGAACAAAAACAUGAGUGAUGCAACCACUUAUGAGUGUGACACUCCCCCAAUUGUGGUGAAUGAUCUUUCCAUAGGAGUUAUCUAUUAUGCUACUGUUGCUUUCAAGGAUGCUGACGGCUAUCUCUCACCACAAUCACAGUCUAUGCGAUUUGAGAAACACAUUGGUGAUGAAAUUGUGUUGUCGCAGAGCAGCGUAAUGGGUGUUGCUGUGUCAGUUUUCCUAGUGGUGGUGGCCUUAAUAGUGGUAGUAGGCAUACUGGCAGUGAGGCAUCGGCGUCUAGCACGAUCAUUCCUCACUUUUGCAAACACCCACUAUGACCGUUCACAAGGCACCACUCUUAUCACUACAGACCAUAAUUUGGACCCUACUUCACAUGGAUACGAAGAUGAUGAGCCUCAGAUGAAGAUGAUGACUCUCCCAUGAUCCGUGGAUUUUCGGAUGAUGAGCCACUGGUGAUCGCUUGAUGUCUGUCUGGUGUGGCCUGCUUCUCUGCCCCCUCUGACCCUUUACUGCAGGGGCCACAAGUCUUAUAAAGAUAAUUGAAACAUUUGGAAGAGUACGUUGAACUAUAUUUUUGUUUGUAUUUCAUUUCAUAUACAGUAUAUAUACCGUAAUAAAGGCUUUUAGUGUUUUCAUUCACAAUGAGUGAAGAAUGUGUUAGUUUUUAUUUUUUGAAUAUUUGUGUGUGUGUGUACAUGAAUGUGUGCAUCUUUGUAUGUGCCUACAGUCAUGUUUAUAACAGGAAUCUUUUUAGCAGAUAAAUUUUUAGGAAAAUCACCACCAGUUAGUGUCCUCAUCUGAAGCUUUCUCUUUUUCA